Messenger RNA from Baudoinia panamericana UAMH 10762, 429 nucleotides. RefSeq lists its product as uncharacterized. The record is from RefSeq and is a predicted model, not a curated record. Bases 122 to 343 code for a protein of 73 amino acids. Lineage: Eukaryota; Fungi; Ascomycota; Dothideomycetes; Mycosphaerellales; Teratosphaeriaceae. The transcript has a single exon.
GAGAGCUAUGCGCUUGCUCUAUCUAUCUUUUGAGCUGACGAGCAGUGCUCGCCGUGUGCUUUACCAAUCAUGCUGAUCGACGUCACCGGAGCGGACUGUAUAUCUAUGCCUACAACAUGGAAUGAUUGGUAAGGUAACUGCAGAGUAUGCCGUACCUUUUGCGGGUUGGUGUAGUGGUCGGCUUCGGUCUGGGAGCUUCGGCCGACCAAUGACGGCUCGAAGAGUAGACCAUGCCCGAUUCGUCCUCACCCAUGUGCCAGGAUUGACAUCGGCUCGUGGCGUUAGAAAGUACCCAGCAUACGGAAUCCGACGGCCACCGCGUAGAAAAAUUGGCCCCGAUUAGCAAGCCACGCACGAAACCAUUCCGUGCACUAUGCAUGUUCGAAUGUCAAAUCGUCGUGGUGUUUCCACUGCCCUACGUCGAGGAUA